Molecule: messenger RNA, 3886 nt
Organism: Drosophila miranda
Lineage: Eukaryota; Metazoa; Arthropoda; Insecta; Diptera; Drosophilidae
Product: ATP-dependent 6-phosphofructokinase
Exons: 11
Coding region: 140-3148 (1002 amino acids)
Biological process (GO): canonical glycolysis; fructose 1,6-bisphosphate metabolic process; fructose 6-phosphate metabolic process
Cellular component (GO): cytoplasm; 6-phosphofructokinase complex
Molecular function (GO): monosaccharide binding; fructose-6-phosphate binding; 6-phosphofructokinase activity
Source: RefSeq, a predicted model, not a curated record
AAAUUAAACUUUUCUGGUACAAUGCCUAAAGAAAAACAUAUAAAAAAGUAAUAAGUGAAUAAAACGCGCCAUAUUCUAAGAAUUAUCUAUGCAGAUCGAUGUAUGCUUUUGAAAUAUAAUCGUUAGCUGAAUUGGUGGCAUGCAUUUAAACAAAUUUCGAGUAUUAGCUAAAUUCCAAAAAAGUAUUUGUGGCUGCAAUGAGCGGAUACCAAAGCCUCAUCCUUGCUAUUUAAAUUUAUCCAAGAUUUCCGAAAAUCGGAUGGGCCAAACACUUCACCAAAGGUUCAAGUUGAGCCAAGCAACGUCCUACCGUCGAUGGAUACAUAGCUGUAGUAAAGACCAAGGCGAUGGCUUCCACAAGGAUCUGACUGAUAUCAAGACAUAUUUGAAAAAGACCAAAAGCUUUGAGAGGAAGUACGAGUUUUUGAUAGCUCUUCGGGAACACAAUACUGAAUUGUAUUACCGCUAUUUUUGCGAAAGCCCAUCUCAAGUGAUAUCGAUCCUGAGUGGAGCCAGGGGGAUGGACCAUGAGGCGAUGCCAAUCAACGUUCAAAAUCAGAACCCAUGUGCCAUUCAAAUGAAAACUCCGUGUUCGUCUGCAUUAAAGAUAUGUAAAAUGGACGGGCAACAUAUUCUUACUGAAUCAGUUAUGGAUAUAGUGAGUAUCAACCUACAGAAUUCUGUCGAUGGGAAAAUGAAUAAAAGCGUCCUCGGAGAGACCAAAAAACUAAAUAUUUCAUCUGAGAAACUAGAAGCAGCACCGGAGUUACACUUGGAAAGGAUCAAGGAAGUUUACAAAUACGGUCCCAGAAACCGCAAUCUCUAUAAGGACAAGGGGCUGGCUGUCUUCACCAGCGGGGGGGACUCCCAGGGCAUGAAUGCCGCUGUGCGUGCAUGUGUGCGUAUGGCCAUCUAUUUGGGAUGCAAGGCCUACUUCAUCCGCGAAGGCUACCAGGGCAUGGUAGAUGGCGGUGACAAUAUUCAGGAGGCCAACUGGGCCUCGGUGUCCUCCAUCAUCCAUCGCGGCGGCACUAUUAUUGGCUCCGCCCGCUGUGCGGAUUUCCGUGAACGUGCUGGCCGCCUCAAGGCCGCCAACAACCUGGUGCAGAAGGGAAUCACCAACCUGGUGAUAAUUGGCGGUGACGGCUCCCUUACCGGCGCUAAUCUGUUCCGUCAGGAGUGGUCCAGCCUGUUGGAUGAGCUGGUGAAGAAUGGCAGCAUCACUGCCUCCCAGCAGGAGAAGAACAGUGUGUUGCACAUCGUGGGAUUGGUCGGCUCUAUUGAUAACGAUUUCUGUGGCACGGACAUGACCAUUGGUACGGACUCUGCACUGCAUCGCAUCAUAGAGGCUAUUGACGCCAUUUCAAGCACGGCCUACUCACAUCAACGCACCUUCAUUAUGGAGGUUAUGGGUCGUCAUUGCGGUUACUUAGCCAUAUCCGCGGCUAUAGCCACAGAGGCUGAUUUUAUGUUUAUACCCGAAGAACCAGUGGAUGUCACGUGGCAGGACGAUCUCAGUAUCAAACUCCAUCAGGAACGAUCGGCUGGCCAGCGUUUGAACAUUGUCAUCGUGGCUGAGGGGGCUAUGGACCGUGAGGGAAAUCCAAUCACCGCUGAGGAUGUUAAGAAGGUGAUCGAUGAACGCUUGAAGCACGAUGCACGCAUCACGGUCCUCGGUCAUGUCCAGCGCGGCGGCAAUCCCAGCGCCUUCGAUCGUAUUUUGGCAUGCCGCAUGGGUGCCGAGGCGACUUUGGCUCUGAUGGAGGCCACUAAGGAUUCUGUGCCUGUGGUCAUCUCUUUGGAUGGCAAUCAGGCCGUGCGUGUGCCGUUGAUGGAGUGUGUGGAGCGCACUCAGGCAGUGGCCAAGGCCAUGAAGGAGAAACGCUGGGCGGAUGCCGUCAAGCUGCGUGGGCGCUCCUUCGAGCGCAACCUGGAGACAUACAAGAUGUUGACCCGCUUGAAGCCACCAAAGGAGUGCUUCGAUGCCGAAGGCAAGGGCAUCGAGGGGUACAGGCUAGCGGUCAUGCACAUUGGUGCCCCCUCUUGUGGCAUGAACGCGGCCGUGCGCAGUUUCGUGCGCAAUGCCAUCUAUCGUGGCGACGUUGUCUAUGGCAUCAACGACGGUGUCGAGGGUCUCAUUGCUGGCAAUGUACGUGAAUUGGGAUGGUCGGAUGUGAGUGGAUGGGUGGGCCAGGGCGGCGCCUAUCUGGGCACCAAACGCACCCUGCCCGAGGGAAAGUUCAAAGAGAUUGCUGCUCGUUUGAAGGAAUUCAAGAUCCAGGGUCUCCUCAUCAUCGGUGGAUUCGAGAGUUACCAUGCCGCCGGACAGAUCGCCGAUCAGCGCGAUAACUAUCCACAGUUCUGCAUCCCGAUCGUGGUCGUACCCGCGACGAUUUCAAACAAUGUGCCCGGCACAGAGUUCUCGCUCGGCUGCGACACGGGUCUGAAUGAAAUCACGGAGAUCUGCGACCGUAUCCGUCAGUCGGCCCAGGGUACGAAGCGUCGUGUGUUCGUUAUCGAGACAAUGGGCGGAUAUUGCGGCUAUUUGGCUACGCUGGCUGGUCUGGCCGGUGGUGCGGAUGCCGCGUACAUUUACGAGGAGAAGUUCUCCAUCAAGGACCUCCAGCAGGAUGUCUACCACAUGGCCAGCAAAAUGGCCGAGGGCGUUUCUCGAGGUCUGAUCCUGCGCAACGAGAAGGCUUGCGAGAACUAUAGCACAGACUUCAUCUAUCGCCUGUACUCGGAGGAAGGCAAGGGUCUCUUCACCUGCCGUAUGAACAUCCUCGGCCACAUGCAGCAGGGAGGAUCGCCCACACCCUUCGACCGCAACAUGGGCACGAAGAUGGCGGCCAAGUGCGUCGACUGGUUGGCUGAGCAGAUCAAGACGAACAUCAAUGCCAACGGCGAGAUCACCUGCAAGGCUCCUGACACCGCCACUUUGCUGGGCAUUGUGUCGCGUCAAUACCGCUUCACUCCACUGGUCGAUCUCAUUGGAGAGACAAACUUUGAUCAACGCAUACCAAAGAAGCAAUGGUGGCUGCGCCUGCGUCCGCUUCUGAGAAUCCUUGCCAAGCACGACUCUGCCUACGAGGAGGAGGGUAUGUACAUCACCGUCGAGGAGGAAUGCGCCACCGAUGCCGUUGCCUAGACGAACUCACGAUGAUGAAGCUGCCCAUCCCCGUUUGAUUUUUUUGCAUUGCCCAGUGUAACUUGCUAAAGCACCAUCUAUUAUUCUAUCCUUCGAAUCUAUCUCAAUGAUUGUUUUUAGUUUACAAACGCAACAAGCUAUGGCCUAAGUUUUAAAUACAUUUGAUCCGUUUUUGUCAUCUCUGCUACUGCUGGUCGCGACGAUCAGAUCGAUGUUUGGGUCUAGGCCACUCUCUAAAGGCCUCCACACAAAUGGUCCCAUGACAGCGCCCGCAUAGCAUACGAAAGUAUUCAUUUUAAAUACAUAAUUUAUUUAUAUUUCCUACUCAUUUAUGAUUCGCUUCCUACUAUUACACACACAACUAUUUUGAGUCUGUCGAAUUUGAUUAUUGAAUGUCAAUCAUUUCAUCAAAGUUCAGAAAAGUACAUAUACGAGUGUGUGCAUCCCUUAACCGUUGAUUCUACAUUGCAGCUGCUCGCAUGGGUCUACACAGCACCGUCUAUUAAUGGGCGCCAAUCGUAUGUUAUCGUAAAUUGUUGGUUAAUCUACGCCCCCACCAGUUAUAUUAAAUGUUAAACUAUUUAUACAACAAUUUAUCGUAGUGAAAUCUAUGGCAAAUCUCCCAAAAAUGUUACGCCACACCAAAUGUUUUUCCGAGUAUUGUUGUUGAACCAAACAAUGAAAUACAUAUUGAUAUCGCUAAUUACUAAAUACAUACUCAACUGUACUCAUAAUGUG